AUCAUAAAAAAUCAUAUCCAAGUAGGCUAUUUUUCUGCCACUAAAACCCUUAACCUGCAUAUUCUCCAAUUCACCAGCUAGGGUUUAUCAACUCAAAUUAUCCAGUUUUACAGUUCAAUACACUAUCAUCUAUGCUCAUAUAAACAUUUGUAUCACUAUUUACUACUAAUAAUGGCACUUCAAGCAGGUCUCUCCACUCCAUUUCUCUUAUCUUCAUGCUCUGCUCACAGACUCAAUCCUCUAUUCUUCUCUCAACGACGUCGUUGCAUUGCUUUCUCCAAUUGGCGUUUCCAUCGACCAAAACCUCGAUUUUUCGCUGUUGCUGCGUCGGAGAAUGGAGUAUUUACUUCUCCAGAGAUCACAAAGUCGUUUGAUUUUUCUUCAGAGGAACGGAUAUACAAUUGGUGGGAGUCCCAAGGUUAUUUUAAGCCAAACUUUGAGCGAGGAAGUGAUCCUUUUGUGAUAACAAUGCCACCUCCUAACGUUACUGGUUCACUGCAUAUGGGGCAUGCAAUGUUUGUGACUCUUGAGGAUAUUAUGGUUAGGUACAACAGAAUGAAGGGAAAACCAACGCUUUGGCUUCCUGGGACCGACCAUGCUGGUAUUGCAACACAGUUGGUUGUAGAAAGAAUGCUUGCUUCUGAAGGAAUAAAAAGGACUGAUUUGGGGAGAGAAGAAUUCAUAAACCGAGUUUGGGAAUGGAAAGAGAAGUAUGGCGGAACUAUUACAAAUCAGAUCAAGAGACUUGGGGCUUCUUGUGACUGGACAAGGGAGCACUUUACUCUGGAUGAGCAGCUAAGUCGAGCCGUGAUUGAGGCAUUUAUCAAGCUUCAUGAGAAAGGUUUAAUCUAUCAAGGAUCGUACUUGGUUAAUUGGUCUCCUAAUCUGCAGACCGCUGUUUCAGACUUGGAAGUUGAAUACUCUGAAGAACCUGGUACUCUAUAUCACAUCAAGUACCGUGUUGCUGGAGGUUCAAGGACUGACUUUUUAACAGUUGCAACAACUCGCCCGGAAACAUUAUUUGGUGACGUAGCCAUUGCAGUGCAUCCUAAGGAUGAACGUUAUUCUCAGUACAUUGGAAGGAUGGCAAUUGUGCCUAUGACAUAUGGCCGCUUUGUUCCUAUUAUCUCCGACAAGCAUGUUGAUAAAGACUUUGGGACCGGUGUGUUGAAGAUAAGCCCUGGACAUGACCAUAAUGAUUAUCUUCUUGCGAGGAAAUUGGGUCUCCCAAUACUUAAUGUAAUGAACAAAGAUGGGACCCUUAAUGAGGUUGCUGGACUGUACGGUGGUCUUGAUCGGUUUGAGGCACGCAAGAAAUUAUGGGAAGAUCUUGAGGAGACAGGCUUAGCAGUGAAAAAGGAGCCACACACUUUGCGAGUUCCCAGAUCGCAACGUGGUGGAGAAGUUAUAGAACCAUUGGUCAGUAAGCAGUGGUUUGUGACCAUGGAGCCCUUGGCUGAGAAGGCCCUUCGUGCAGUUGAAAAAGGGGAAUUGACCAUUAUGCCAGAAAGAUUUGAGAAGAUAUAUAAUCAUUGGCUUACAAACAUUAAAGAUUGGUGUAUAAGCAGACAACUGUGGUGGGGACACCGCAUACCUGUUUGGUACAUCGAUGGGAAAAAUUGUGAAGAAGAGUAUAUAGUUGCUAGAAAUGCUGAUGAAGCUCUUGAGAAAGCUCAUGAGAAGUAUGGCAAAGAUGUCAAAAUUUAUCAAGAUCCCGACGUUCUUGAUACAUGGUUUUCAAGUGCAUUGUGGCCUUUCAGCACUCUUGGGUGGCCUGAUGUAUCAUCAGAGGAUUUUAAGAAAUUUUAUCCAACAACAAUGCUUGAAACUGGGCAUGAUAUAUUGUUCUUUUGGGUGGCAAGGAUGGUGAUGAUGGGAAUUGAGUUUACCGGAAAUGUGCCAUUUUCAAAUGUUUAUCUUCAUGGUCUUAUCCGGGACUCAGAAGGAAGAAAAAUGUCAAAGACACUGGGGAAUGUAAUAGAUCCCCUUGACACAAUCAAGGAUUUUGGUACCGAUGCUUUACGAUUUACUCUUGCUUUGGGAACUGCUGGGCAGGACCUUAACUUGUCGACUGAGAGGUUAACAGCCAACAAAGCCUUCACAAAUAAACUGUGGAAUGCUGGAAAGUUUGUAUUGCAAAAUUUGCCUGGUCAAACUGAUAUCUCUGCUUGGGAAGCUGUACUGAGCCAUAAGUUUGAUGAAGAGGAAUCCCUGCUCAAGUUACGUUUACCAGAAUGCUGGGUGGUCUCAAAACUUCAUAUGCUUAUUGACAUGGUCACUAAAAGUUAUGACAAGUACUACUUUGGAGAUGUCGGAAGAGAAAUCUAUGAUUUUUUCUGGAGUGAUUUUGCUGAUUGGUAUAUAGAAGCCAGCAAGGCCCGCUUUUACAACCCUGGAGUCAAUUCAGAAGCAUCAGUGGCACAGGCAAUUCUAUUGUAUGUUUUUGAAAAUGUACUGAAGCUGCUACAUCCAUUCAUGCCAUUUGUCACUGAAGAGCUCUGGCAGGCACUCCCUCAAAGGAAAGAAGCUCUUAUAGUAUCCUCUUGGCCCCAGAUUUCACUUCCACGGAAUGCUAACUCAAUUAAAAAAUUUGAAAAUUUCCAAGCAUUGACUAGGGCAAUCCGGAAUGCUAGAGCGGAGUACUCUGUUGAGCCAGCCAAACGUAUAUCUGCAUCUAUAGUUGCAAGUGAUGAUGUCACCCAGUAUAUAUCUAGGGAGAAGGAAGUGUUGGCUCUUUUAUCCAGGCUAGAUUUAGAAAAUGUUCAUUUUGCAGAUUCUCCACCAGGGGAUGCAAACCAAUCAGUACACCUAGUUGCCAGUGAGGGACUGGAGGCGUACCUUCCUUUAGCUGAUUUGGUUGAUAUAUCUGCUGAAAUUGACCGCCUUUCAAAGCGGCUUUCCAAGAUGCAAACAGAGUACGAUGUUUUAGUAGCUCGCCUAAAUUCUCCAAAAUUUGUAGAGAGAGCUCCAGAGGAUGUUGUGAGCGGGGUUCGGGAAAAAGCAAAGGAAGCAGAAGAGAAGAUAAACCUUACCAAGAAGCGCUUAGAAUUCCUCAGGUCGUCAGUUUUGGUAUCUCAAUAGCCAAAACCAAUACCCCUUCCAAUAAAUUGGUUUUGUGGAACCAUCUUCCAGUUAAACUAAUGUUUCAUUGACGAUCAUAGAGAAGUUGAUAAUUAUCGGUGGACUAAAUUCGAAAGGAAAGCAGUCCAAUAUGAAGAUUUUGACAACACAGAAAUUACAAGCAACCAGAGAUUCCAAAGGAGGACAUGGCCCAUGUAAAUGUACACUUCUUUACCCAGUAGCAUUUUUUUCUGCCAUCUUCGUCUGCCGCCAUGGAGAAAUCUUAAAAUUCCCAUCUUUAUUUAAGGACUUGUGCUUUUUCGUGAAUUGUAAAAAGCUGAAGUUCUAUUUUGGUUUAAAAUUGUAAAAAAGUGAUUCUUUUAUUAAAUGGCUAACUGUAUCAACUGGUUUUGAUUUAAAAUAUUUAAAUUCUUUAAAUUAA
Messenger RNA from Mercurialis annua (annual mercury), 3502 nucleotides. RefSeq names its product valine--tRNA ligase, chloroplastic/mitochondrial 2. Bases 172 to 3081 code for a protein of 969 amino acids. Gene Ontology annotation, molecular function: valine-tRNA ligase activity; ATP binding; aminoacyl-tRNA deacylase activity. The transcript is spliced from 27 exons. Gene Ontology annotation, biological process: valyl-tRNA aminoacylation. The record is from RefSeq and is a predicted model, not a curated record. NCBI's taxonomy places the organism in Eukaryota, Viridiplantae, Streptophyta, Magnoliopsida, Malpighiales, Euphorbiaceae. Gene Ontology annotation, cellular component: cytosol; cytoplasm.